Trametes versicolor FP-101664 SS1 is the source of this 1827-nucleotide messenger RNA. Its product is annotated as lysophospholipase. Gene Ontology annotation, cellular component: cytosol. Gene Ontology annotation, molecular function: A2-type glycerophospholipase activity. NCBI's taxonomy places the organism in Eukaryota, Fungi, Basidiomycota, Agaricomycetes, Polyporales, Polyporaceae. The coding region runs from base 1 to 1827 and encodes 608 amino acids. Gene Ontology annotation, biological process: glycerophospholipid catabolic process. The record is from RefSeq and is a predicted model, not a curated record. The transcript is spliced from 6 exons.
AUGAAGACCUUCGGAGUCUGCUUCAUCGCCUGUGCCUGUUAUCUCUCUCGCGUCUCUGCUCAGGCCCUCGCUGCCCAGAAGUACGCUCCGACACUGCAGCCAUGUCCCGAUGGGACCGCACUCGUGCGCGAAGCAGGCUCCAACGCGUACACACAAGCUCUUGGUGAUGAGGAGGCACGCUAUGUCUCUGCAAGGCAAUCGCUCGUUCUCCCAAACGCUUGGGCAAGCUACUUGCGCAACGUCCAGCAGAACACGCCUGUCGUACUCCCCGCAUACGUCGAUACGAUUCUGAGCGGCCGACUAGGGGAGGGUGCCUUCCCCAAUCUGGGGAUCGCGACGAGUGGCGGAGGCCUUCGCGCUGCUCUUUUCGGGGCGGGCGUACUCAGCGCCCUCGACGGCCGGAACCAGUCGUCAGUGCAAGCCGGAUUGGGCGGGCUCCUCCAGGCUGCGCAGUACCUCUCAGGCCUCUCCGGCGGUUCCUGGCUGGUUUCGUCACUUUCGCAGGCCGACUUCCCGACGCUUCCGGACCUCAUAUUUGGAACACAACAAGCAGACGCCGACGGCUUUGGCGGAUGGAUUACCCCCGAAAACCUGCUGGAGCCGGGUGCCAACUCAAACGAGACGGCGGAGUUCCUGGAGCUCUUCGUCGAGGAGGUGCACGGCAAGUGGGCGGCGGGCUUCCCGGUGUCCGUCGCGGACGUGUGGGGGCGCUCGCUCGCACGGCACUUCGUGAAUGGGACGACUGCGGACGACUUCGCGGACGCGACGCUCGCGCACGGCGCAGGUCUCACGCUCUCUGGUAUCGCGAACGUAUCGACGUUCCGCGCGUUCGCGCAACCGUUUCCUAUCGUGAUUGCAGAUUCCCUCGUCGAUCGGCCGAAUGGGACUGUCGUCAUCGUCGAACCUGACGAGAUCGUGCCAUUGGUCAACCCGAUAUACGAGUUUAACGCCUAUGAGUCCGGCUCGUUCGACCCCAUGUUGGGUGCGUUCACGCCAACGAAAUUCCUUGGUUCACCAAAUGGGAGCGUGUGCGCGCUCGGAUUCGACCAGCUCUCGUUCAUUCAGGGCGCGUCGUCCAACCUCUUCAACUCUAUGAACACCUCGGUACCGCUUGCGAGCUCUGCCAUAGGGCCUAUCAUCGGGCUCAUUGAGGAGACGAUGCCUCAGACAGGGCUCCGACUUGACUCUGCCGAUAUCCCCAAUCCGUUUUUCGGUUUGGCGCAGGGCACGUUCGUCGACACGAACAGCACGAUCUUGUCACUUGUGGACGGUGGUGAGGACGGCCAGACCACGCCACUACAGCCCUUGCUCGUCAGGGCGCGCGGUUUGGAUACUAUCAUCGCGAUCGACGCGGUACGUAACUCUGAUAACUUCGCGGAUGGGAGUUCGCUCAUCGCAACACAAACACGUGUGCAGCUUCUGAACCCCGCAUACGCGUUCCCGCCCGUGCCGUCCACGCAAGCCGAGUACAUCGCGCAGAACCUCACGAAGCGGCCCACGUUCUUCGGGUGCAACAGUGCCCCAGACGCGGGCGACGCGCUCGUUGUGUACAUCGCGAACGGCGGCGCGCCGCUCGGGGAGCCUCCGCUGACGAACAACCCGACGGCCAAGCUCUCGUACACCGCGGACGAGGCGCAGGCGGUGCUCAACCAGGUGUUCGAUGUUGCGACGCAGGGCAUCCCCGUGUUCGCGGCCAGUGGGGAGACGAAGGACCCGGAGUGGCCAGCGUGUUUGGCGUGCGCGGUGGUGGAUCGGGCGAGGCGGCGGCUCGGGCUGCAGAGGGACGGGGUUUGCGUGAGCUGCUUCGAGCGGUAUUGCUAUAGCUGA